Molecule: messenger RNA, 990 nt
Organism: Penicillium macrosclerotiorum
Lineage: Eukaryota; Fungi; Ascomycota; Eurotiomycetes; Eurotiales; Aspergillaceae
Exons: 1
Coding region: 1-990 (329 amino acids)
Source: RefSeq, a predicted model, not a curated record
AUGGGCAUUAUUCGCAUGCCUCGUCCGGCGGGCAUUUACGUUCCAAACUCGCCAUCUCACCAUUUCAACAAUGAUAUGAUUCCUACCCCCCUCUCUCCCGAUUUUGACUUUGAUUCCGAGGCUGCUAUUCCUUCCAUUUUGCCAGCUCUCGAGUAUAUAUCGACCAAAUUGCAACAAAGAAUGAUGCAUGUUACUCUUCUAGUCGGUCGUGGACAGCCAUUCCCAACCGGACAGGUGUCUGACAUGAUGGUGAUCCCAAUAACGCCUCUGGAUGCAGUUGCACGUGGCGUACUCGAGCGAGCCAUGGCGAAGAGUGCGAAUAAAUUCUCCCUAAGCCAAAGCUGGACUGAUGCACUGAAUCGCAGUAAUUAUGAAUGUACUGCGAAUGAAUUCCUUGUGCAGCAAUCCAUUAAGCAAAAUGAAGUGAUUUUCAGCCAGGAGGGCCUGACUCUGCUUAAUAUGGAUCGCAUCUUCAUCUUUAAACGCCGCCUCUGUGUCUUAUCCAGUCGGCCAUUUUUCUUCAAUGACCACUCUAUUACACCCUGCGUUAAGUUGCUGCAUCGCAUUAUCAAUGAUCAGCAAGGGAGACCUUUCACCAAGGCUUUCUUUCAUCGCAUCUAUGAUCAUUUAGAUGUCAAGGAUGAUCUACUUCGAGAGGUUGCAAGAACCUAUAAGAGCACACAUGGUCAAGACGCCAUAAUUCUGCCAUCAGAGGCCAUGGCCCCGCCUGCUCAGAGGCCAUCGGGUCGUAUUACACGUCCGCAGGCCCCAGCAUCCACCAAGCCGAGCUCGAAGUCCGAGUCCAGGAAGGUGAGGGGUAUGAAAUCAAUUUCCCGGUCAAAACGCGGCCCAAAGACUCCAUUAUCAGCAUCAGAUGUGACCCCCAUUACGAGGAACGAGUGGAAUAUACUCAUGGGCCAGGAUAUUGGAAAGCCGCAGCCAAUGGUCACCGAGUUGACACCGACUUCUUCCGUCUAUGUUCUUAUAUGA